Oncorhynchus masou masou (cherry salmon) is the source of this 3256-nucleotide messenger RNA. RefSeq names its product growth arrest-specific 7a (gene gas7a). Gene Ontology annotation, biological process: actin filament polymerization; neuron projection morphogenesis. Gene Ontology annotation, molecular function: actin filament binding. The transcript is spliced from 10 exons. Lineage: Eukaryota; Metazoa; Chordata; Actinopteri; Salmoniformes; Salmonidae. The record is from RefSeq and is a predicted model, not a curated record. Gene Ontology annotation, cellular component: actin filament; cytoplasm; plasma membrane. The coding region runs from base 806 to 1855 and encodes 349 amino acids.
UCAUGAACACACAUGUGGGGCCAGAGAGGCUGUUCAUUGGUUGUGUUUUUCUCCCUCCUCCUCCUCCUCCUCUUUUCCUCCUGCCUCUUAAUCAUAAUUAGCCUUCAAGUUAUCAUUACUAAGCCAUUUCCCUCAGACCUUGUCUCUCUCCCCACUCUCUCUCUCUCUCUCUCUCUCUCUCUCUCUCUCUCUCUCUCUCUCUCUCUCUCUCUCUCUCUCUCGCUCUCUCUCACAAUCCCUCUCUCUCUGUCUCUUUCUUUCUAUCUCUCUGAAGAGGGAAGAGGGAGGCAUGUUGAUCGAAUGUGUAAAUAAAUCCCCACCUCUCCUUCAGCCUUCCAUCUCUCAACUGAAUUCAAGGGGGGUUUAUUGGCAUGGGAAACAUAUGUUUACAUUGCUAAAGCACUCUCUCUCGCUCUCUUCUGCUGGCUCCAUCCAUGUGUUGUCUCACUAGUUUUCCGUAUGGACAGUAGGGAGACACAGGGCUCCUUGCUGCAUCUUCCCCCUGCCGUCAACCUCCAGACUCGGGUGACAGCAGUUUAACCGGAGGCUAGCCUCGUCACGUUCCUAGGACUACGACCAACCGCCUCCACCCCCUCCCUCCACCCCCUCCCUCCACUUCACACCUCCUCCAUUCUCCCCAGCCCUUUACUCACCACCCCACCCCCCACCCCACCCCCGUGACGCGUCUCCACUCGACUCACCACGUCAGGCAGGCAGCAGGCUGUGAGAGGCAGGAGCAGGGUUUCCCCGUGAGGAGCAGAGAGAGGAGCAGAGAGAGGAGCAGGAGGAGAAGCGGUGUUGUGUGAUGAUGGCGGCGACCAGCUUUGACACCGAGGAGAGCUUUGACGUUGACGAUGCCUCCUGUCUCUCCCAACAGAACCCGGGGAACAAUUCACCAGCCAAGAGGCAGAACAAGGAGAUCAAGGAGACCAAGAUAACAAUCAACUGUGUCACCUUCCCGCUGCCCAGUGUGAUGCCAGAUCAGCCAGAGCAGCAGCUACUGAAGCCCAAUGAGUGGAGCUACUGUGACUACUUCUGGACUGACAAGAAGGACCCCCAAGGGACCCCCUCUGUGGGCGGCUUUGAGGUGCUGCUGCAGAAACAGCUCAAGGGCAAACAGAUGCAGAAAGAGAUGGCUGAGUUCGUCCGGGAGAGGAUAAAGAUUGAAGAUGAAUACUCUAAGAACCUCUCCAAGCUCUCCCAGAGCCCCUUGGCUGCUCAGGAGGAAGGAACCCUUGGGGAAGCUUGGGCCCAGCUGAAGAGGAGUUGUCAUGACGAGGCUGAAGUCCACCUCAAGUUCUCCAAUAAGCUCCAGUGUGAGGUGGAGAAGCCCCUGCUGACGUUCAGAGACAACUUCAAGAAGGAGUUGAAGAAGUACGAUCACCACAUCAUAGACCUCAGGAAGCAGCUGGCCAGCCGCUAUGCAGGCGUGGAGAAGGCCCGUAAAGCCCUGGCAGACCGGCAGAAAGAUCUGGAAGUGAAGACCCAGCAGCUGGACAUCAAGCACAUGAACAAACACGAGGAGGACAUCAAGAAGGCCCGGCGGAAAUCCACACAAGCAGGUGAUGACCUCAUGCACAAUGUGGACCUGUACAACCGGGCCCAGUCCAAGUGGUUUGAGGAGAUGGUCACCACAAGCCUGGAGCUGGAGAGACUUGAGGUUGAGAGGGUGGAGAUGAUACGACAAGAUUUAUGCCAGUACACAACGCUGCGACAUGAAACUGACAUGUUCAACCAAAGUACGGUGGAGCCAGUGGACCAGCUGCUUCAGAGUGUGGACCCAGCCAAAGACCGAGAGCUGUGGGUGCAGGAGCACAAGACCGGGGAGCUCCGCCCUGUGGACAUGGACAUAUAGUCAACUACAUUGACGUACCUCAAGCAGCCAGAGGCAACACCUCCAUACUGUCAGAAUCCCAGGCCUCUCACAGAACAUCCCAACUACAGGUGCAGGUGCAUGUAUGUUCAGGAUAAGGUGAGGCCUGUACAUUCUGUCUAUGAUGACAUCAGAAUAGCACAAUGUUAACUCAGUGAUAACUGGAGAAGAGUUAGCCUUCCCAAUGCAGUGCUUUGGAACCUACAAUGGAAAAACAAGAGAUCAAUAGUCCAAACACCAGCAUGUUACAGUAAUACAAUGUUUGAUAGUUUUACUCUGUAUAAUGAAUGCCAGUAAACAAGCUUAAACAAUCAUUUAGUUUUUUAUCUGUUGUAAAAUUAGAAGUUUCCACUAUUAAGAAGAAUACAUUUUUAUGUAUUUGAGGAAUAGAUUGGAUGCAUUGUAAAACCUUAUAAUUUUGGCAUAUAAACUGAACAACUAAUUAUUAACAUUUCACUUUAUUUUAGAUACUGGAAUAUGAAACAUUAUGUGAUAUCCUAGAUUAAAUAUGAUAUAUUUUCAUAUUUACGCCCAUUCAUUUUACCUGUCAAGAUAUGCAUGUUUUGGGAAAAUAUCUUACAUUUACUGUAUAUGGUUAAGUGCAUAUUUGUAAAAUAUGAUGGCUGUCUUGGCACUGUGGUACAAUGUAUAUGGGAUGUGUUUACAGAAAGUAUAUACUCCAAGUUACUGCACUCAAUGAACAAGAGUGAAUCAACUCAUUAAGGUUUGUCAUGAACAUGAAUUUAUGUACAAUAACCUCGCUCAAAGUUGAAUAGGGUAAGAUGUUUAGGAUUGUGAAACAGCAUGUUUGUCACAUGUCACCUCGUGUGGCAGAUUGGAACAUAGGCCUGAGUCUAUUUUGGAUCAGUGGUGAGACAAUGAUGGCGACGAUCCAUGUUACAAUGAACACCUUUUAGUGCCUCAAGGUUAUAAACAGUACCUGGAAUGUUCUUGAUAUAUUCUAUUCUGCAUCAGUGUAUAUUUGUUGAUACUAGCUAGAUGUAUUUUGCUGUUAACUGUUUAAGUGGCCUUGCACUUUCGGUCAACUAAAUUGUUGUUUGUCAAUUAACUAUAACAGGAUAAUAGUCAACAGAUUCUAAAGUCAUUCGUUCAUUUUGCACGGCACUUUGUGAGUCAACCAUUGCUUAGAGUUGGGAAUUGCUACUUUGCAUUUAUCCUAAAUACAGUCCACUUUGUAUAUCCAGGAGUGCUUUGUAUUUCCAGGAGUGCUUUGUAUAUCCAGGAGUGCUUUGUAUUUCCAGGAGUGCUUUGUAUAUCCAGGAGUGCUUUGUAUUUCCAGGAGUGCUUUGUAUUUCCAGGAGUGCUUUGUAUUUCCAGGAGUGCUUUGUAUAUCCAGGAGUGCUUUGUAUUUCCAGGAGUGCU